GGCGCCGCCCGGCGGGGCUCGGCUACGGGGGCCCCUAUUGGCCGCGCCGGGGCCUCCUGGUGACGUGGCCGCCGGUGCCGGCUGCGGGUGCCGGCCGCGGGGCGAUGCGCGGGCAGGCGGCGGCGGGCGCACAUGGCCAGAAUUGGCGCUCUCUGCCUGUCGCGGCGCCCGGCGGGACCCGGACCCUGCCCGUGCCCGCGGCAGCGCCCGGCGGUGCUGGGGCUGGCCCUCGCCGUGGGGUUGCUGCUGCUGCUGCUGCUGGUGGCUACCGUUCCUCGCCGCUGGGCCGCGCCGUCCCGCUCCACCCGGCGCGGCGAGAGGUACCUGGCGCGGGCGGAGGAGCUGACGGCCACCGACACCGAGGAUUCGGCCCUGAAUUACGGAGUGGUCAUCGACUGUGGGAGCAGCGGGUCCCGGGUCUUUGUCUACUUCUGGCCCCCGCACAACGGGAACCCCCACGACCUGCUGGACAUUAAGCAGAUGAGGGACCGGAGCAGCCACCCCGUCGUCAAGAAAAUUAAGCCAGGCAUCUCCGUGGCAGCGGCAGCCCCCGAGCAAGCGACGCCCUACCUGCGCCCUCUGCUUCAGUUUGCGGCAGCCCACGUCCCGGCUCAGAAGCACAAGGAAACUCCACUUUAUAUCCUGUGCACCGCAGGUAUGCGGCUGCUGCCCGAGAGACAGCAAGCUGCAAUCCUGGAGGACUUGGUGAGAAACGUGCCCCUGGAGUUUGAUUUCCUCUUCUCUAAAUCACAUGCAGAAGUGAUCUCAGGGAAACAGGAAGGUGUCUAUGCUUGGAUCGGCAUCAACUUUGUCCUGGGCCGGUUUGAUCAUGAGGACGAGGAGGACGCGGUGGUCACUGUAGCGCUGGGGGACCAGGGAGAGUCCCUGGUUCGGAAACGAACAGUUGGGAUCCUGGACAUGGGGGGUGCCUCUCUGCAGAUCGCCUACGAAGUGCCCGACUCCGGAGCCUUUUCCUCUCCGCAGCAGGAGGAGGCUGCUAAGAGCUUGCUGGCAGAAUUCAACCUGGGCUGCGACGUGCAGCACACUGGCCACGUGUACCGUGUCUAUGUCAACACCUUCCUGGGCUUCGGGGGCAAUUUUGCCCGGCAGCGCUACGAGGAACUUGUGCUGAACCAUACCUAUGUGCACAACCGCCUCCAUGGCCAGCAAACAGGGCUGAGCCCCGAGACGCCCUUCCUGGACCCCUGCCUGCCCGUGGGGCUGGAGGACACGGUGGCGAGGGGUGGCCAAAGCCUGUACGUGCGGGGGCGAGGGGACUGGCCGGCCUGUGCAGAGCUGCUGCAGCCCCUCCUGGCCAGCCCCAACAGCAGCCAGGCCUCCCUGGUGGGGGCCUACAAAGCACCCAUCGACUUCAGCAACAGCGAGUUUUAUGGCUUCUCCGAGUUCUUCUACUGCACUGAGGAUGUGCUGCGCCUAGGGGGCCGCUACAGUGCCCCCACCUUCACCUCCGCUGCCCAGGAGUACUGCAGGCAGCGAUGGGAGGUGCUGACCCAGCGCUUCCGUGGUGGCCUCUACUCGGCGCAUGCUGACCAGCACCGGCUGAAGUAUCAGUGCUUCAAAUCGGCCUGGAUGUACCAAGUCCUUCACCAGGGCUUCCGUUUUCCCCUGGACUACCCCAGCCUGCGCACGGCCCAGCUGGUGUACGACCGGGAGGUGCAGUGGACGCUGGGAGCCAUCCUCUACAAGACGCGGUUUCUGCCACUCAGGGAUCUCCGUCAGGAGAGCAUCCGGCAAGCACACACCUCCUGGCUGCGCCUCUCUUUUGUCUACAACCACUAUAUCUUCUUCGCCUGCAUCCUGGUUGUAGUGUUGGCCAUAGUCCUCUACCUCUUGCGGCUGCGCCACAUCCACCACCGGCAGCUGCGCUUGGCCCAGCUCACCCUGCUCUGGUUGGACAAAGUGGUGGUGCAGCCGGGCCAGGGAAACGGGCCCUGACACUGGUGGUACCCACUGUCCACUCAUAUCAUCAGAACCAGGACUGGCUGACAGCCUGGACUCCAAGGGCUUGGACUCUUUUUUAAAGACCAUCUCAACUCUGCACUCCAUCAUCUGAUCAGAACCAGAGCCUGGGGGCUGAGGGAGCUACAGACACCAGAGCUUUCCUCUGCCUCGCCCCAGUCCUAAUCUUUGCAUUCCUUGGCCUCUGACCUUUGCCUUGCUAGGCGGUGUAGAGCAAAGUCCUCUGCUGCCAUCAGGCUCAAGGCUGGAGCCCUGGCAAGGCCCUCAGAUAAGCACUAUCACCAAGGGGGCCGCCCCAGGGCUGUGAACCUGAAGCACUGGGCCACCCCCCGACUCAGUCACCCGUUUGCAGAGCAGGCUGGUGAGGUGCUGUAGCUCAUCAGCGGGGGUGGCCUUUCCUCACUCCCUUACAAGCCCAGGGGCUGGAGAACAGCAGUCACCAGCGAAAUUACUGCAGGAACCAGGUGAGCCAUGAGUUCCACCAAGCUGCUCUGCCCAGCCCGGCCCCUCUUGGAGCAUUAAGAGGUGUCCUGCUCUUUGCCAUGUCUUCCCCUCCUUGGACAAUCCUCCUCUGGUCCUAGCCAACAUCCCAAGCUCAGCCCGGAGGGCUCAAGGCUUGGUUCCUAAGGCACUAAAGUGGGCUGCCUUUCCUUUUGUACAUUCCCUCCUGGGCACGUUUGUCCCGUGGUGUCCCACACAGUAAUCAGGCACUAGCACCAGGACCUGUAGUUCUCUCCCCCGUGAGCGGUGAGCGCAGGCUGGGCCUGCCCAGGGGGCAACCGCGUCACUGGGGCCCAGCUCUGCCCCAAGGCAGCUUGGGGCUCUGGCUGUGUGCACAGGCACAAGCCUUCCCCUGCCCUGGAGCCCAUGAUGACCCAAUGAAGUUUGUCACUUUACUUGAACUCAGCUGUUCCCAUUCCUGUAGCAAUAAACAAACCCCUUGAGCCAUCCA
Tyto alba (common barn owl) is the source of this 2932-nucleotide messenger RNA. RefSeq names its product ectonucleoside triphosphate diphosphohydrolase 7 (gene ENTPD7). NCBI's taxonomy places the organism in Eukaryota, Metazoa, Chordata, Aves, Strigiformes, Tytonidae. Gene Ontology annotation, biological process: nucleoside diphosphate catabolic process. The coding region runs from base 133 to 1956 and encodes 607 amino acids. The record is from RefSeq and is a predicted model, not a curated record. The transcript is spliced from 12 exons. Gene Ontology annotation, cellular component: membrane. Gene Ontology annotation, molecular function: nucleoside diphosphate phosphatase activity.